AUGGUUAUGUCCAUAUUUUGAAGUUAGAUUUUAAGAGAAGAUACAAUAUAAGAAGAUAGUAAAAGUGUUGUUUUAUGUUGAAAAAACAGCAAAAGAUCUAGUUGUUACUAAAAAAGUAAUAUUAAAUAUUUAAUUAGGAAUAAUAAAAUGAAUGUGAGUCUCAGAAAUAUUGGAUUGGAUUUAAUAAAAAUAAAUUGAGAGUUUUCAAAUAGGAAAUGGAACCAUAAAGUUUUAAGGGACAAAAUCAAUAAUUAUAUUAAAACUUAUUUUAAACAUAAUUGAAUUAAAAAAAUAAAGAUUAGAGUUUUUAAAUAUGCUUCGAAUUACUCCAGUAAAACACUAGGAGAAACUAAUGA
Messenger RNA from Paramecium sonneborni, 356 nucleotides. NCBI's taxonomy places the organism in Eukaryota, Ciliophora, Oligohymenophorea, Peniculida, Parameciidae. The record is from the annotation of a GenBank genome assembly.